Triplophysa dalaica is the source of this 2428-nucleotide messenger RNA. RefSeq names its product nuclease EXOG, mitochondrial-like. The coding region runs from base 99 to 1151 and encodes 350 amino acids. The transcript is spliced from 6 exons. Gene Ontology annotation, molecular function: single-stranded DNA endonuclease activity; nucleic acid binding; metal ion binding. NCBI's taxonomy places the organism in Eukaryota, Metazoa, Chordata, Actinopteri, Cypriniformes, Nemacheilidae. Gene Ontology annotation, biological process: apoptotic DNA fragmentation. Gene Ontology annotation, cellular component: nucleus; mitochondrial inner membrane. The record is from RefSeq and is a predicted model, not a curated record.
CUUCGUCUUCACUCACAUCACGUGUGUUUGUGUGUCUGAUCAUGCUGCUGAAAUAAUGGAUCUGAUGAUGAUCUGAUGUACAUUGUUGAUGUCUGAUAAUGUCGUCUCAUGUGAAAUCGGUGAGAUUCCUCAGCGGUUUUGUGUUCGGUUCUGUGUUCAGCACCGGAUCUUGUCUCGUGGCUCUAAAGCUCUAUAAACACGAAGAGGAGAAAGCAGAGAGCGAGAUCUCAACAGCACAUCAGCUCAUCGAGCGUGUUGGUCUGCCACAAGCCGGCGCUGACGUCCGAUUCUACUUGAACCACAUUUUAUCAUAUGAUCAGACCCACCGGACGCCCAGAUGGGUGACUGAGCACCUGUCCGAUCAGCGCUUAUUGGGUAAAGCCAAUAGAAAACACUGCAGAUUUAAACCGGAUCCGAACAUUCCCAAACUGUUCACGGCACGAAAUGAGGAUUAUCUGCGCAGCGGCUGGUCGCGGGGUCACAUGGCGCCCGCGGGCGACAACAAAAUCUCUGAGGAAGCGAUGGCAGAAACCUUCUAUCUGUCCAACAUCGUCCCACAGAACUAUGAGAACAACGCUGGAUUCUGGAACAGGCUGGAGAUGUUCUGCAGAGAUCUCACUCAGAAGUUUGGUGACGUGUGGGUCGUAUCUGGACCUCUGAUGCUGCCGCAGGUGGAUGAAAACGGAAGGAAAACCGUCUCUUAUCAGCUGAUCGGAGAAGACAACGUUGCUGUUCCUACUCACCUGUACAAAGUGAUCCUGGUGCAAAAAGAUUCAUCUGAAGAUUCCCGUGCUCUCGCUGCGUUUGUGGUUCCGAAUGCACCGAUCGGCUUCGACCGUCACCUGACCGAGUUUCAGGUGAGUUUGUCUGAUUUAGAGCGGAUGUCUGGCCUGACGUUUUUCCCUAAAGUGGAAAAAGCCGAAGAGCUGAAGAGCUUGUGUGAGGUGGACUCGUGCCAGCUGAUGGACUUCAAACGCUUCACGCUGUACAUCAGCGGCCGUAAGGUGGCCAGCGCACGGACGCUUCAGCGGUUGGAGAAGGUGAUGGAGGAGCUGAGAGAUGCAGGAAUCACACCUGAUGAUUACCUGAACAAUCUUCACCUGGAGAAGAAACAAGAGCUGCUGGAGAAAGAGACUCAGAAGAAGACAUGAAUUUCCUUCACUACAUGUUUGAGUUUUUCGCCUCAUUUGUUUUACCAGGAAGUGUAACUGGGUUUGUACGUCUACCAUUGAAACUUGAAUUUGAAAGAUCGACCUGAUUUUACCGUGAUCAAAGUUUUUGAAUUACCGCUUGCUGUUGUGUCUUUCUACUUCACUCAUUACAAAACUGGCGUGGGCAGUCUCUCAGCCUUUAAAGUAUGUCAUCUUCACAUCAUAAAAAUAUCUUUUUUAACUCCGUGAUUAUAGAUGAGGUGGAAGUGGGUUAAUGUGUGUGAUUUCUUGAUAAACGUCACGUGUGUGAUAUUAAAUCAAUGACUGGAGCUCUCAGACUGUUGUCUCAUCUGAUCAAGAACUUCACAGAACUCAAUCUAUCAUCAGAGAGGGAGUAUCUCAUCUCGUCUCGUCUCAUCUCGCCACAGCUGCACUGAGCUUCCUGACAGAAGGCCCGUGUAAUUGCAUUUGACGUUUAGAUUUGGCCGUGGUAAAACACAGGAGCUGUCUGCGUUUAAAGUUGAUUUCUGCUGAUACUGAAGAACUCGCUCAUCUGCUUCAUAAACACAUGAUCAUUCUCCUGUGAUCUUAUGAUCUACAGUGGGCUUGUUCCAGUAAUGGAUUAUUGUGGUCAUGUGACCUCUUCCUGACAAGGUCAAGACACACGCGUGACCUCUAGACCAGUGUCAAAAGUUAACUAGGAGAAUUUUUGAGAUUGAUUUUCUGAGGCUUGUUUGAAGCUUAAUGAAGGGCGUUGGGGUCAGUUUGAGCUUGAUGUCUCUUACUGUAAUGUAUUAUGAUUAGGGAUUAAUGGCAAGUUUGUGUACUGUGCAUAUUUAUUUUCUAUUUUCUACACAUGCAUGUAUAUAGAAAUAUUUGUAUAUGAUUUAAAUGAUAUACACAUUUAUUCAUUUUUUUUCUUUUAAAUACAGAUAUAUACAUGUGUGUGUGUUUGUUUAUAAAUGCAAAAUUAAUAUACACAGUAAACAGACAAAUUAUUAUGUAAACACAAACUUUUGUUCUGGAUGGGAUUCAUUGCGAUUUGUUUUUUUAAAUCAACAAUAGUCGUGUUACAUUUAAUGUACAGUAACCAUAUUUUUGGUGAAUUGCUUGAUUUAUAACCCUGCCGUUUGCUAUUUUCAUAAUGGUUGCCUGUCAUAACACAACACUUGACAUUAUUUGUUGGCAGAAACAUCUAAAUCUUUACAUUCACUAUGUUUGACUUUGAAUAUUAUACCGAUUGUUUUUAUAUAAUUAUUAAUAAACCGAUGUCUAGA